Mobula hypostoma (lesser devil ray) is the source of this 1411-nucleotide messenger RNA. RefSeq names its product ubiquitin-conjugating enzyme E2E 3 (UBC4/5 homolog, yeast) (gene ube2e3). Bases 269 to 883 code for a protein of 204 amino acids. The transcript is spliced from 6 exons. Gene Ontology annotation, cellular component: nucleus. NCBI's taxonomy places the organism in Eukaryota, Metazoa, Chordata, Chondrichthyes, Myliobatiformes, Myliobatidae. Gene Ontology annotation, molecular function: ubiquitin conjugating enzyme activity. Gene Ontology annotation, biological process: protein K48-linked ubiquitination; protein K11-linked ubiquitination; protein K63-linked ubiquitination. The record is from RefSeq and is a predicted model, not a curated record.
AGGCGAAUUAAACAGCCGAGCGUGUCUGAGGAGAAAUUGAGCUCGGUUUCGGAAUCAAAUGAUUCAGACCGUGGGCUCCUGACACUUUUUCUAAAUUUCCUUUCUCCCUGUUUCCCUCCACUUGGAUUAUUCCCCCUCCCCUAUACACAGAUUUUUUUUUCGCUAAAGGAAGCCGUAUUUGUUUUAAAAGCCCUCUCUUGAACAUCGGCUGCCCACCCGUCAUUUCGGCCACAGGCCUCGGGCUCGGAUCACUCUCAUAAAAGGUAAAAUGUCCAGCGACAGACAGAGGUCUGAUGACGAGAGUCCGAGUACGAGCAGUGGGAGCUCGGAUGCCGACCAGCGUGACAACCCGCAGGAGGAGAGGAAAGAGCCAUCCUCACAGCAACAGCCGAAAAAGAAAGACCCCAAGGUAUCCAGCAAAACAACGGCAAAACUCUCCACCAGCGCUAAAAGAAUUCAAAAGGAACUGGCUGAAAUCACACUAGAUCCGCCCCCGAACUGCAGUGCUGGUCCAAAAGGUGAUAAUAUAUACGAGUGGCGAUCCACCAUUUUAGGCCCCCCUGGUUCAGUUUAUGAGGGAGGAGUUUUUUUUCUGGACAUCACUUUCUCAUCUGAUUAUCCAUUCAAACCACCAAAGGUAACAUUCCGGACCCGAAUCUAUCACUGCAAUAUCAACAGUCAGGGAGUAAUCUGUCUGGAUAUUCUGAAAGACAACUGGAGUCCAGCUCUGACCAUUUCAAAGGUUCUACUUUCUAUUUGCUCACUUCUGACAGACUGUAACCCAGCGGAUCCUCUAGUUGGGAGCAUAGCAACCCAAUAUUUGACCAACAGAGCAGAACAUGACAGGAUAGCCAGACAGUGGACCAAGAGAUACGCAACAUAAGUUACAUCACUUCCUGUGCUGUGAAAAAGGAGCAGGAGGCAUUAUUUACAAUGUGCAACAAUUCUUUAUAGCCUUUACAAUAUGGACUUCUGUGUAUAUGUUAUACUGAUUCUAAUCUCUGCUUUUAUCUUUUGAAGAUUGGGACAAGACCCUGUAAAAGGUAAAUGCUAUUGAAGUAGAUCUUUGUAGCAGUAGAUUAGUUAUGUUUAAAUGCCUACUUGCAAGUCUGCUUCUUUGAGAUAUGAAAAUGUAUUUUGUGAUGUAAUAAGGAAAAUGUUCCUCAAGUCAACCAAAUAUAAUGGUGCAUUUUAGCCUAAUCCAUUAUCUGUAUGAAAUCUAUGAUAGCUGUAGAUUAUUAGAAUUUUGGCAUUCGUAUUAGACUCAGUUCCAUUUCUGAUCAUGUGGUACAUGCUGUUGUGAAUCCGUUUUACCUUUUGUCAAUUUGUAAUGAAGAGAUUUCAUUUAAAACUUUGUAGCUCUAAAUAAUGAGCACCUGAUGUAUCAUCUCAAAACACAAUAAACUUGUUU